Messenger RNA from Chelonia mydas (Green sea turtle), 5020 nucleotides. RefSeq names its product cytochrome P450 3A24. The transcript is spliced from 13 exons. Gene Ontology annotation, molecular function: oxidoreductase activity, acting on paired donors, with incorporation or reduction of molecular oxygen, reduced flavin or flavoprotein as one donor, and incorporation of one atom of oxygen; iron ion binding; testosterone 6-beta-hydroxylase activity. The record is from RefSeq and is a predicted model, not a curated record. NCBI's taxonomy places the organism in Eukaryota, Metazoa, Chordata, Testudines, Cheloniidae. The coding region runs from base 147 to 1679 and encodes 510 amino acids. Gene Ontology annotation, biological process: steroid metabolic process; oxidative demethylation.
GAGUAAAUAACUUACUAAGUCAUGUGACCAGGAACAUCCCUUGCAGAAAACCUGCUAUACUCGGCUGGAGGGCUGAAAAACUUUAAAGAACAGAGAAGCCUCUUUGGAGCUGAGAGUUGUUCGCUUGGAGCAGGCAGGGAGUCGAGAUGAAUUUCCUUCCGAGUUUAUCCCUCGAAACCUGGAUUUUACUCAUUGCCUUUGUGAGCCUCCUGAUGCUUUAUGGGAUCUGGCCAUACAGAUUCUUUAAGAAGCUGGGUAUUCCUGGGCCAAGGCCUCUGCCUUUCAUCGGAACAUUUCACGAAUACCGGAAUGGAAUUCUGGAUUUUGACAAGAAGUGUUUCCAGAAAUAUGGUAAAAUUUGGGGAUUUUUUGAUGGCAGGCAGCCAGUCCUGGCUAUUCUGGACCCUGUAAUCAUCAAAACCAUCCUGGUGAAAGAGUGCUAUACCCUCUUUACCAAUCGCCGGGUCUUUGGUCCAAGUGGAGAUUUGGAGUCUGCCCUUACGAUAGCUACUGAUGAGCAGUGGAAAAGGAUCCGCACUGUGCUCUCUCCAACGUUCACCAGCGGGAAGCUAAAGGAGAUGUUUCCUAUCAUGAAUCGCUAUGGAGAGAUUUUAGUGAAAAACAUCCAGGAGAAAGUGGAUAACGAUGAGUCCCUGGAAAUGAAGAGCAUCUUCGGCACCUACAGUUUGGACGUGGUGGCCAGCACUUCAUUUAGUGUGAACAUCGACUCCAUGAACAACCCCAACGACCCCCUUGUCGCCUACAUCAAGAAGUAUCUCUCAUUCAAUUUCUUUAACCCACUGCUCCUGUCAGUAGUGAUGUUCCCCUUCCUGACACCAGUGCUGGAUAAGAUGAACGUGAGUCUGUUUCCCUCGGGCUUCCUGGACUUUUUCCUCAACAUUAUCCAGAGCAUCAAGAAGGAGCGGCAGAAGAACGACCACUCGGUCCGGGUGGAUUUCCUGCAGCUGAUGGUUGACUCACAGAGUUCAGAUGGCAGCUCUGAAUCUAAUGAGAAGACACACUCCUAUAAAGCUCUGUCUGACAAGGAGAUUAUGGCGCAGGCCCUUGUCUUUAUCUUAGCUGGUUAUGAGACCACCAGCUUCACCCUCAACUUCCUCUCAUAUAACCUGGCCACUCACCCCGACGUGCAGCAGAGACUGCAGGAGGAGAUUGACGCCGCUCUUCCCAACAAGGCUGCUCCCACCUAUGAUGCCAUCCUGCAGAUGGAGUAUCUCGACAUGGUCGUGAAUGAAACCCUCAGGCUCUUCCCUGUAGGUGGGCGGAUCGAAAGGGUCUGCAAGAAAACUAUUGAGAUAAACGGAGUGACCAUUCCAAAAGGCACCGUGACAAUGAUCCCAGCCUACGUGCUGCAUCAGGACUCGGAAUACUGGCCAGAGCCAGAAGAGUUCAGGCCCGAGAGGUUCAGUAAAGAGAACAGAGAGAGCAUGGACCCCUACAUUUUCCUGCCCUUUGGAGCUGGUCCCAGGAACUGCAUUGGAAUGAGGUUUGCCCUUCUCAGCCUGAAAGUGGCCAUGAUUGUGCUGUUGCAAAGGUUUUCCUUCAGAACCUGCAAAGACACCCCGAUCCCUCUGGUGCUGGACACAAAGGGUUUUUUGCAACCCAAGAAGCCAGUCAUUCUGAAGAUGGUCCACAGAACCCAUGUCGAUCCAGAGGAGUAAAAGAAUUUGCAACGGAUCAGAGGCUGCUGCCAGCUGCUCCUUCUGCCUCGUUUGUCUCUCUAUCAAUCACAUGAGAAUAGGAAUGAGCCAUGUAAAACUGUAGAGGGAAAGCAAAAGCAAUAUCUAGAAAAAGCCCCAGCUGUCAUGAAAGCAGGGCCUUGUGACUAUACAGCAUACCAAAUUUGAUGGGCCCUUCUGUCCAAUAGGAGAUUGUGCAUGGCUUUUCUACCAAAAAACCCCACACAAAGUACAGGCUGAGCAGAGUUCAAUUUUUAUAAAGCAAUAAUAGAGACCCAGGCCUAUUUCUCAUUGAUACCAAGACCCCUUUAUGCUGUUCAGACAGUCUAAAGGGACCUUUAAGGGUAUGCACCCGCUUUCAGGCCCCCUUACACUGCCAGAGUGGGGUUUAGCAUAAAUGAGAAUCAGGCCUCGGGCACUGAGACAAAAACUGUGUCACCUCCCAUCUGGCUAGACUCAUCCGAAGUUGAGGUUGUUAUGACUCCAUAUAAAAAUCACAUGCCCCAGAGUAUUUUACACUGCCGCAUGGGUAGACAUACCUGAGCUAGCUUUAAUCUCACUAGCUUGAGUAAUAAUUGCAGUGAAUCCAGAACCACCGGGGCUGUGUCUACGCUGGAGUCAACAGUGUGAGUGGAGCAUGUGUAAUCAUAGCUGAGCUUGCUUUGAACUAGCUCAAAUGAAAUAAUGAAGCCCCAGCAGCACAGGCUAGCUGCUUGUGUCCCCAGGUGCAGCUGGGGACACAAGCAGCUAGCCUGUGCUGCUGGGGCUUCAUUAUUUCAUUUGAGCUAGUUCAAAGCAAGCUCAGCUAUGAUUACACAUGCUCCACUCACACUGUUGACUCCAGCGUAGAUGGACUCUCAGUCUAUGCUAUGGACACUACAGUGGCAUAGCUGCAGCGACACCACUGUAGCUUCAUAAUGUAGACGCUUCUGACAUCAAUGGAAGGGGGUUUUCUAUAGGAAUGUAGGAGGUAAUCCACCUCCCUGAGAGGGAGUGCAGCUGAAGCCUGACAUGAGUAUUUAAUACAUGGGCGGGGGGAGGCCUCAUUUUUUGGAAGACAGCAUUAGGAAGGUAAAUGAAUCAUCAGGCUGAAAACAGGACAUUUGUGCUAAAUACGAUAAGUAAAUAGGGUAGUAGGCUGAAAAGACAGAAUGUCAGAGCCGGCGAAGAGAAGAGGGAGAAUACCCCGGGGACUAUUUACUAUGAACUAGAUAGCAAGGGACCAAAUAAGUUAGGAAUGUAGAGAUGAGGUAAAGAGGAAGUCAAAACAAAGGCAGCAUGUGGACAGAUGCACACGGUCCAGGGGUUGGUCUCGGAGGGAGCUAGGUUGAUGAAGGAAUUCUUCCAUCUGCCAAGCCAGGUCUACACUGGAGGUUAGGAUGGCUUAACCAUCGUGUGCAGGGGUGCUCAGGAAUUUUACACACCCCUGAGCUCCAUAGCUAGGUCGAUCUACCUAUUAAGUGUAAACCAGGUGUCAGACGUCAAAGAGCCUGCUGGCCUCAAUGGCUAUGUCAUCUGAUGCUACAGUAGCACUGUCUCUGCCGCUGCAUCAGAGGUUUCUGCUUGGUUUGAAAGACUCUUUGGUGUUGUUUCUGACCCUAGUCCAAAGUCACUGCCAGCCUUCUGGGUAAUCUGAUGCUUUAGAAGGAGAGGUCAGGAUGAUGUUGGGUCAGGUGGGUCUCUCUCUCUCUUAGUGCCGGUCAAAGUGGUGAGGUUUCCUUUCAUACAUUCCCCUUACUGAGGCUUUGCUUCUGCUUGGUUGCUUCAUACCAGUGGAGCCACACAUUGCAACCCCCUCAGAGCAGAUGCUGUAUAGUGGUAUAAAACAGGGCUUGGAACUUUACUGGGAUAAGCUGCAUUGAUGCCAACCCCAUUUUGUAGAAGUGCAGUGUGCCCACACUAAGGGUUUGCCCCAAUGUAAAUACAUCAGUGCUAUACCGGUGCAAAUUACCCUAGUCUAGGUGAGCCUGAGUACCCCUCGUAUCAUGACCAUCACCCUUUUUGCUGAGCACUGCCUUUGAGACACCAGCAGCACUGCUAGGUUCAGGUACUUUUAUGAAGCUUUUUGGAUAUUGGACCCUGCUCAGCAAUUUUAUUCAGACAUUGUCAGUUUCUUCUGGCACUUUAAUUGAAAUCAAGGUGUAGAGCAAAUUGCCCAUAUGUGACUGUGGCUGCCUAUUUUGUCCCCAUUCCUAUUUCUUGCCAAGUUGGCCCUAUCUGUUUUCUGGUUUUACAACCCCAGCUGGGUGGUGACAUCCAGGGCUAUUUUCCUGGAUCAUGUGAUGCUGCAGCAUUAUGGCUCUGUCAGGUGUUAAAGUGACCACAUCCUUGCAGGAAGUAAUGCAUGUGACCAAUUUCUAGAGCUGACUUAGCUAGAUUCUGGUAUGUUUUUAGGUGGCUGUUAUUACUAAAGACUUGUAACAUGCCUCAGCUUGCAGAUGAGUUAACCAGAGCAGCCUAGGUGUAAGCAGUUACCAUUUAUAAGCAGUGGUUUGCAGAGUGGGAGUGAAGCAUAUUAUCUGUUCUUUCUGUUUGUUUGCUUAUUGUAUCCAGUGGUCUCCUGUGUAAUAUCUUUACACAGAUAUUAGCCCAGUUAUGAUUUUUUAACUUUGUUCUCUAUUAUUCCAUUUUAUAACUUUGAUCUGAAUUGUAGGAAUAUGGCAAGGUGCAGCGCUGGGAAAGACUUGGGUUUGGAAGAAGGAUGUCUCUCUCUGUUGGAUACUGAGAGCAGAGAAGGCUCACUGGACCUUGUCAUUCUUAGAUUCCAAAUGAGCAUAAUGCUGAAUGCUCUGUAUAAUAUGUGGUGUGAUUUCCUAUUUAUUAAUCCAAAAAGUACUAAUAGAAGGAUAAUUAAAAUAAAAAUCAACAUAAUUCCUUAUCAUUUGCACUGAGAUGAUGCCAACAUCUGAUUCCACUCCCCCCUCUUCCACACACAAAUCAAUCCUUUUCCAGGGCAUUGGAGCCAGUGUCCGUGCAGUUCACAGAAUCUCGUUACAUCUCCCAAACUCAGCAGGGUUGGGCUUUGUCAUUAGCUAGAUGGGAGACUUCUAGGGAAAUCCCAGGUGAUGCAGGGAAGUUACAUUAAUGACUGAGGUGGGGACCCUCUUCCCUCUGAGUCAGGAAUGAGCAAAUACCCCAGCAUGAAUCAAUGAACUACUGGAGGUGCCAUCUUUUAAAUGAGAUGUAAAACCGAGCUCUUGACUUUCUGAGAUCUCAUCCCUUGGCACUUUCCACAAGAGUACAGUGUUCUAAUUAUUGUAUCCUUUCCAACUUGUAAAUUAGCUCGGCAUAUUCUGUGAUAUAAUACAUUUCACAUCCUUUUA